UCUUUUUUGUUUUCUUUAACUUUGUUUCCUUUCUCCUCCCUUCUCUUCUGUCGCGUUUCGAAGGUUGGGGAAAGGCCUUCGCAGAAAUUAAAAAGCUAGAGAGAGAGAGAGAGAGAAUCUCAAUGUUCUUUUGAUUCUCCUUAUAGUAAAUUAGGGUUUCCUAUUUGAUUUCGCCCCCUUUCGAGAGCUCAAUCUCCCGCCUUUUAAUUCGUCUCCUUCCUCCUCUUGCUCCAAAACCCUAACUUUGCUUCUCUCGCUAUACUCAAUUCCUCGGAUCGAUUUGGUGCUGGACGUGGAGGAAUCAGUGAUGGGCGCCCCGGAUAAGCCACAAUCUAAUUCCAAUUCGAUGCAGAGAGUGAAGGUGUAUCAUUUGAAUGAAGAUGGUAAAUGGGAUGAUCGAGGAACUGGGCAUGUAAGCAUCGACUACGUGGAGCGUUCUGAAGAACUCAGUCUAUGUGUAAUCGAUGAAGAUGAUAACGAGACGUUGCUUGUGCAUCCCAUCAACACUGAGGAUAUUUACAGGAAGCAAGAAGACACGAUAAUCUCGUGGAGAGAUCCAGAGCGGUCGACAGAAUUGGCUUUGAGCUUUCAAGAGACUGCGGGUUGCUCUUAUGUAUGGGAUCAGAUCUGCACUAUGCAACGAAACUUGUAUGUCAGCUCUCUGAACACAGGUGAACCAUUCCCUAGCCUGAAUAGUGAGUUGAGGGAGCUUCCUGCUGUAGAGCUUACUACCCUUCCCUUAAUACUGAAGAUUGUUACAGAGAACGGCAUGUCAGAUCAGAUGCGUCUAACUGAACUUAUAUUGAAGGAUCAUGAUUUCUUCCGGAAUCUGAUGGAUGUGUUUAAAAUAUGCGAGGACUUGGAAAAUGUUGAUGGCCUGCACAUGAUAUUCAACAUUGUCAAGGGAAUCAUUUUGCUCAACAGUUCUCAGAUCCUGGAGAAAAUAUUUGGAGAUGAAAUGAUCAUGGAAAUUAUCGGAUGCCUUGAGUAUGACCCUGGUGUUCCUCACUCUCAGCAUCACCGGAACUUUCUGAAGGAGCAUGUUGUUUUUAAGGAGGCUAUACCAAUUAAAGAUCCCUUAGUCCUGUCAAAGAUACACCAAACGUACAGAAUUGGCUACUUAAAGGAUGUUGUUUUGGCUCGAGUGCUAGAUGAUGCUAUAGUUGCAAACUUGAAUUCAGUAAUCCAUGCAAACAAUGCCAUUGUUUUUUCAUUGCUAAAGGACGAUAGCACUUUUAUUCAAGAAUUAUUUGCAAGGUUGAGGUCACCUUCUACAUCUAUGGAAUCCAAGAAAAAUUUGGUAUAUUUCUUGCACGAGUUUUGUAGUUUAAGCAAGAGCCUCCAAGUGGUGCAGCAGCUGCGGCUUUUUAGGGACCUUAUGAAUGAAGGAAUUUUUCAUGUCAUAGAGGAAAUCUUGCAGAUUCCAGACAAAAAGCUCGUAUUAACUGGAGCAGAUAUCCUCGUUCUUUUCUUGACUCAAGACCCUAACCUGUUGCGUUCUUAUGUUGUUCGGACAGAAGGAACCCCCCUCCUCGGUCUUCUGGUCAAGGGAAUGAUGGAAGACUUUGGUGAUAAGAUGCAUUGUCAAUUUUUAGAAAUUAUUCGAACCUUACUGGAUGCAAAUGCAUUGUCUGGUGGAGCUCAGCAGAGAGCAAAUAUCAUGGAUAUUUUCUUAGAGAAGCAUAUACCUGAGUUAGUGGAUGUUAUUACUGCCUCAUGUCUUGAGAAGUCAGGCAGUAUAUUCGAAGGUGGAGCGAGAAGGGUUAGCACAAAGCCUGAAGUCCUACUAAGUAUAUGUGAACUGUUGUGCUUUUGCAUCAUGCAAGAUUCAUCCAGAACAAAAUGCAGUUUUCUCCAAAAGAAUGUGGCUGAAAAGGUUUUGCAUCUCACACGGAGAAAGGAAAAAUACCUAGUGGUUGCUGCAGUACGAUUUGUCCGUACCCUCCUAUCUGUGCAUGAUGAUCAUGUCCAGAGUUACGUUGUUAAGAACAACGUGCUGAAACCGAUAAUAGAUGUCUUCAUUGCCAAUGGAAACCGGUACAAUCUGCUGAACUCUGCAGUCUUGGAUCUGCUUGAGCACAUACGCAAGGGAAAUGCAACCCUGUUGCUCAAAUACAUAGUUGAUACGUUCUGGGACCAGUUGGCCCAGUUCCAGAGCCUGGCCUCCAUCCAGGCUUUUAAGAUUAAAUAUGAACAGUGCUUAGAAAGCGCCGUGCCACAAAACACUGCUGAUGCGGUUGAUCUGAGAAGAAGAGUUGACGAGCGUGCAUUGGAUAAAGAGGAGGAAGAUUAUUUCAAUGAAGACAGCUUUUACAGCGAUGAAGAAGAUUCUGCAUCUGCUUCUAAUACAAAAAAGGAAAAACCUGCUUCUAAUACAAAGAAAGAAGAACCGAAGCCUCACGUAUCAAAUGGAGUUGCUGCAAGCCCUGCUUCUUCGAGCCCGAGGUCUGGAGGCUUGGUUGACUAUGAGGACGAUGAAGAUGAUGAAGACUAUAAACCUCCUCCAAAGAAACAGCCCGAAGUCUCUGAGGAGGAGGAAGGCGAGCUCCUUGGGCUGAAACGCAAAUCCCCUUUCGUAGAAAGAGAACAAGAGCCUUCCAAGAAACCUCGACUGGGUAAAAACCCGAAAAGAGAAAACGUAUUUGCUGUGCUGUGUUCGACGUUAAGCCAUGCCGUGCUUGCGAGUAAGAAAGGUCAAGGAGGUACCACUGGAUCUGCAGCCCGGUCGAUUCUAGCUAAGGAACCAGAGGACUCUAGAAGUAGUGAAGAGAAUAACCGCAGCAGUUCAGAUAAUGAAAAUCAUAAAGGUGAUGGAGUUUCUAGUUCCGAACAGGGAUCAUCAGACAAAGGAAAGAAGCUAAAUGGGGAAGAAUCCCUGGUAGUAGCUUCAGAAUCCUCACCUGAAAUGGCUGUAAAUGGAUCCUGAGAUUACAACACUCUGGACUUGUAGUUGGCUGUGGACGGGAGGCACUCAUGGGUGCUUAUAAAAGAACCCUUCAAACUUAAAGACUGAGAAGGAGACAUGGGAAACUGCAAUCAACCAAUGGAAGAAGAAAUGUAUAGAGAGCGCAAGUUUGAGAGGGGUAACAGGUUCUUCGUCCAUUGUGUUUGCAGCUGGUUUUAUUUAUAUAUUCAUCUUUGGAAAAACUUAAAGAGUCUCUGGUCUCUGUCAAAAUUGCAUAUUGUAAGAAGACAUCAUGGUCUAUCAUCAACAACUAACUUUUUUUUUUUUUUCCCUUCUAAAUUAAAGUUCCUAGUGGUUUACUUGAUCGAUUCUCUUUGUUCGUGGAUAUUCCACUCUCCUCGCUUAUAUUUUGACAGAGAGACCAGUGUUAUGUUAUUUUGGUAUAUGCAGCCAAAAGUGUUGUUCUUA
This is a messenger RNA of Brassica rapa (field mustard), 3373 nucleotides long. RefSeq names its product serine/threonine-protein phosphatase 4 regulatory subunit 3. The record is from RefSeq and is a predicted model, not a curated record. Gene Ontology annotation, cellular component: nucleoplasm; protein phosphatase 4 complex. Gene Ontology annotation, molecular function: protein phosphatase activator activity. Lineage: Eukaryota; Viridiplantae; Streptophyta; Magnoliopsida; Brassicales; Brassicaceae. Gene Ontology annotation, biological process: protein dephosphorylation.